Molecule: messenger RNA, 581 nt
Organism: Diabrotica balteata
Lineage: Eukaryota; Metazoa; Arthropoda; Insecta; Coleoptera; Chrysomelidae
Source: the annotation of a GenBank genome assembly
AUGUCUCUUUCAAGAUUAAGUGAAGUUGGAGCAGGUGAAGCAAAUGGUCACGUGGGGCCAGAGCGUCUUAGCCAUUCACUGCCUGGCAGUCCGGCUGACCGUAGACUUGCUUCCUUCGAAGUCGUAGGCUCUGCGGAAAGCCUGGUAGGCCGAAUCCUAGCCGAACAAGGCUUAGGUAAGUACUGUGAUCAGGAUUUUGUGCGCUACACCUCGAAAGAGAUGCAAGAGGCAUUGGAUAUGACUCAGGAGGAAAUGGAUCGUGCAGCACACCAGAUUCUUCAACAGGAGAAACUUAUACAUCAUCCUUUGCAGCAGCCACAUUCAUAGCAAAACACCUGAGAGUGUUUUCAGUACCUCCCGCCACUCUACCAAGUGCCUAAAUUUCUUCUGGUCCAAGGAAGACUUUAUAUUAAUAAGGUGUAGUUUUUUAACCCGGAUUUUACCGAUGGAAGGGAUUGUUUCUCCAGUUGUAAUUCUUGUACAGGGUGUGAAAGUAUGAGUAUGAACUCUCAUUAUAAUUUACCAUUUUCUAAUAUCAAAUGUGUCAAAAUAAUAAUAACAAUAAAUAUUACUUUUCAUCU